Chroicocephalus ridibundus (black-headed gull) is the source of this 5959-nucleotide messenger RNA. RefSeq names its product G protein subunit beta 4 (gene GNB4). The record is from RefSeq and is a predicted model, not a curated record. Gene Ontology annotation, cellular component: heterotrimeric G-protein complex; cytoplasm. Bases 98 to 1120 code for a protein of 340 amino acids. The transcript has 10 exons. Gene Ontology annotation, molecular function: signaling receptor complex adaptor activity; protein binding. Lineage: Eukaryota; Metazoa; Chordata; Aves; Charadriiformes; Laridae. Gene Ontology annotation, biological process: G protein-coupled receptor signaling pathway.
CGGCGGCUCGGUGACCCCCGCGCGGACCCUCACCCGGCGGCGGCUAGCCGGCAGGUUUUCUUCACCAGUGGAGUGUGAGAAGUAGAGACUGAAGAAGAUGAGUGAGCUGGAACAGUUACGGCAGGAGGCAGAGCAACUGCGAAAUCAAAUCAGAGAUGCAAGGAAAGCGUGUAGCGACACAACUCUUGCCCAGAUCACAACAAGUCUGGACUCAGUGGGUCGAAUCCAAAUGCGAACAAGGCGUACGCUUAGAGGUCACUUAGCCAAAAUCUAUGCUAUGCACUGGGGAUCCGACUCAAGGCUACUAGUCAGUGCUUCUCAAGAUGGAAAAUUAAUUAUUUGGGAUAGUUAUACAACAAAUAAGAUGCACGCCAUUCCGCUGAGAUCCUCCUGGGUGAUGACUUGCGCCUACGCGCCCUCCGGAAACUACGUUGCCUGUGGUGGGUUGGACAACAUCUGCUCCAUCUACAACUUGAAAACCAGGGAGGGCAAUGUGAGAGUGAGCCGAGAGCUGCCAGGGCACACAGGAUACUUGUCCUGUUGUCGCUUUCUAGAUGACAACCAGAUUGUCACUAGCUCAGGAGACACCACUUGCGCUUUGUGGGAUAUUGAAACUGGUCAACAGACCACCACGUUCACUGGGCAUACUGGCGACGUGAUGAGUCUCUCUCUGAGUCCGGAUAUGAGGACUUUUGUCUCGGGUGCCUGUGAUGCCUCCUCGAAGCUUUGGGAUAUUCGAGACGGAAUGUGCAGGCAGUCGUUCACAGGGCACGUGUCGGAUAUUAACGCAGUUUGUUUCUUCCCCAACGGCCACGCAUUUGCCACUGGAUCUGACGAUGCCACUUGCCGGCUCUUCGACCUACGCGCGGAUCAGGAGCUAAUGAUGUAUUCGCACGACAACAUCAUCUGCGGCAUCACUUCUGUAGCCUUCUCAAAAAGCGGCCGCCUCUUGCUAGCGGGUUACGAUGACUUCAACUGCAACGUGUGGGACACUCUGAAAGGGGAGAGAGCGGGUGUCCUUGCUGGCCAUGACAACCGUGUCAGCUGUUUAGGUGUUACUGAUGACGGCAUGGCUGUAGCUACAGGGUCUUGGGACAGUUUUCUCAGAAUCUGGAAUUAACUGGGAGCCAAACAUGUACAUUCUCCAUUUGAGAUCUGGAGAGAUCAAUGCUGCAGCCUAUAGCUGUGAAAUAACAUUUCUACCUUGUAUUUGCAGGUGAAGUUUUUCUAUUCACUGAUUAUUACACAAAAAAAAGGCUUUCUGUAAACUAGGAAAAAAAAAUCAAGUGAAGAAAUAGGGGAGGGGGGAAGAAAUCACUGACUUUUUAAAAGGGGCCAGCACACAUAAUCAUGGUGACCGACAAACUAAGAGCCAGUCUUUUUGUUUUUGGUGGUUUGGUUAGAUUGUCCUUGAAGGGUUUUUGCUUGUGCUCAGUCUGCUAAUCCUGUACCUUUUUUUUUUUUUUUUGUACAUAACAGAAUAUACACAUUAUAGCAGCCAAUCAUGUAACAUUUGUCUGUAUGUAAAGAAAUACGUUUGCAUUUUUUGAGGAAACUACAUUUAUAGCUUUGCUUUUAACCCGAGAUGUCACUUCUGAGUUUUGUAGUGGAUGAACUAGAUUGCUGUUUUAAAUGUUUUUGUGAAUUUACUGUAGAUAAAAGUGAAGCCAAUGGUAUAUAUGUGUUUUUAUAAUGGAAGGCAUUUGAAUUAUUAUUUUUUAAAGGCCCUGGAGACUCCCAGUUAAUACCUACCGCCUUAGUCACUCACUUCUUGACCUGCUUGCCUAUUUUUAGUCAUGGGCGUUCUUCCUUCAAGCCGGUGGUUCCUGGUUCAUCCAUUGCCAGUCAGUGGCCUCCAAACACCAAGGAGUUAACGUCAGGCAGACUUGCAAAAACAGCAAAAAUAAUUAAAAAAUAGAUUAAAAAAAAAAAUCCUGUUCCAGAAGUAAUUAGCUUCCUCCCUGCAGCUUUUUGCAGGGGUUAUUCCACGCCGUCCCGCGGUGCGGAAGCCAAGUGACCCGCGUCACUGCCGUUGAGCGGCUGAGUGCUCCCUUUGGACAAUUCAGGUUUUGACUGUCACCAAAUGAAGGGAGUUUUGGCCCGUCACAAACUCCAGCCGAUUUGCACUCGCAGACCCGUUUGGCAGCCGCUCGGUGCGCAGGAAGCAGCGUGUUUGCAGCGCUCGCUCCGUGACCGCAGCCAGCUGAGACGUUCAGGGGGGACUUUGCUGAAAUUCUUGGAGCAGACUGAAAUGUGCAGUUCAUCGCCUGUAAUCCCCCUCCCACCCGGGGGGCUGCCAAAGCUGGCCGCAACCAAAAGCGCUUGCUGUCAGUUACGUGCAGGGGGAAUUAUAAAAGCAAUUGUGUAACUUACAGUGAACCAAAUCACCGUCCUCACCUGUGCGACCCUGCCAGGCCCCAUCCUAGGGACGCAGCGACGCGCUCCUCCUGCGGGCACAGACGUCUCUCCCACGGGGGCUUAUUUAGAUGCUCAUUGUCCUGCGGCUCUGACGCUGUAAACAGCCACUUCCUCUCCCGUUCCGGAUUUUAUUCCGAUUUUGAUGUCAGUCGCUCAUAAGCGAUAGGGUCUGAUGGAGCGCAGUUGAGCGUAGCUAGAGGAGAAUCAAGUGACGGACGCCCAUCCGAAAGGGCCGGGGAAGGAUGUUUAACUUCUUGGUGCCUGGCAGCGUGUCUGCGCUGGCAAUGGAUGUUCCCGUGGGAAUCUGACCCUCUGCGGCGGCUUUGGGACGGGGAGUUCUAGUCUGUUGGCUUCUCUUAAGUGACUUAUUUUAAAGAUAACGUGAAUUUUUAAAUCACCAGGUUGGAAGAUAAUGUCAGUGUGCAGUUACGGGGAGCCUGGGUGUCUCUGGGUCAGGUAGUAACUAGAAGUGCCCGGUGUCUUGUAAUACACCAGCCAGGUUUGGGGCUGAGGUGAGCAUUUGUCAGGCUUCUGACACUUGUAAUCCUAAAUUUCAGUACUUCAGCCUGUGCCUGUAAACUUGCCUUGUCUCUAACGGUGAAGGUGCCAAUAAACGUACCGCUCAACCACGGUAAAUUCACUUCUUAACAAAGAAAAAGGCGCAUCUUGUCCUGGAGAAGUACACGUUUACUAACGGCCUGUGGUGUAGGACCAAAAUCACACUGGACUGUGUCUCACAGGAAUUCCUCGCUGUGUUGCUUUAUGAUCCGUCUGCGUUAACAGAGCUACUACGGAAUUCUUGUUACUUUCUUAAGUGAGCAGCUCUUUGGAUCUUGCAAACUUGGUUUAUUUUUUAGUGGUGCACUUGAUUAUUUUAUUUUUUAUUUUUUUUAACUCACAGCUGCCUUGAGUGAAUCAUUCUGGAAAUUUGUUACUGAGGAAUUUUAAGAAAAUAUUCUUUUUCCAAAAAGUUUUUUGGCCACAGAAGUGUGUUUUGAACCCAUUUCCUAGUCGCCACCUUUGUGAAGGCAGGUGCCAUUUUUACAUUCUGGUAUUAAAACUAGUUUUUACUUGCGAAACUCCAAAAACGAUUUUAGAAAUGGAUAGAGCUUUUAAGAAAAGUUGAGGUGGGCUGUGAGCGUGGCUGUGCCUCACACAGGUAGGACUGCAAAUAACUUCUCUAGCGUCGUUCCAUGGGCCAUUGCCUGUUGGAUUCAGCUGCUUUUCAAAUAAAUAAUUAAGGAAUGCCAACUGCUUGCUAAUGAGGUUUCCAGAAGCACCACAGGAAUAUCUGCCGCAUUGGCUGCUCCGCUGCUGCCGGGGCCGAGGAGCGGUGGCAGGAGCCCCAGCACGGCGGGGACGUGGGAGCUGAUGCUUCUUGGGAGCUUGUAGGAAGUUUCUGAUCCAUCCCGCCGAGGUGAUGUUCGCGGUUUAAUUACUGUCCUGGAUCUACUUUAGAUUGUGGUUUUUUAAAGCCUCCAGAUGCAACGUAACGCGCUGUUACUGUGUGAGGCCAAAUACUGAACUGGCACAGGCUGCGGCGUUCCCUUCUUAAGUGGCCGUUGCUGACCUCUCAAGGCUGCUGUCCCUAUCAAAUGGGUGCGGUUUUCAUGGGAAAAGCUCAAGGUGACAAAAUGCGCCUUCGUAGGUUUUACUGGAAAGGUUUUAUUCCCAGCUUUGCAUCCCAAAGGGAAGGGUCUGUGCUGAUAGUUGAAUGUAGGCUGAAGUUCACAGCGCGCGCGCGCCUUCUAACUGCGCACCACGACGGCAAACGCAGUCACAGGAGAGAGAUCGUGCAGCGCUAGCGGGUGCAGCUUAACCUCUCCUGAGAAGUUUGUUGCCAAAUUACAUCAUUAUCACCUGACUUUCAGAUAGCUUGGGUAAUUACAGCAAUGCAGGAACCAAGACCGUUGUGCAAAACUGGUGCUGAAGUAACUCCCGGCUGUUCUUCCAAGGAGUCGCUUCUGGCUUGGGAAGGAACAACGUGCUUUGUGUAACAAGAUGUAUUUUUAUUCCGGUACAGGUUUUGGUCAGCAUUUUCUAAUGUUAAUUUAACUUUGCAAUGGAGAAUACUAAUCAGGCGAGCGCCCAACCUGGGCUUGUUCCCGUGUAGCCUCGGCCAGGCCUUUAGCGGUUGAUGUUGGUUGAGAUGCUGGAAACUACAAGCAGCUCCUCCAUGGCGCGGUGCUGCCCUGUACACGCUUGCUCCGGUAACGCGGCCUCCUCCCAUCCCUCUCCAGAGCUUUUUUUUUCUUCCACACACCGCUGUCCUCUGCCCGGCGGGAUUGCGGCUGCGGCGCAGCGCCUGGCAGAACCGGUCGUUCAGCGUAAGACACCGACAGUCACCACUUGAACCGGAGUCACUGGGCUUUUCCCCCGCCUGAGGAGAGGCCUGGCCUUGGCGGUGGCAGCCGGUCCCGGUGUGCUCGCUGUAACGCUUGGCCUGGAAAUACGAACUCUUUAAUUAGUGUAACUGCUUGUCCCACAAGGAAGUUCACAAUUACUUUUUGAGGUGGAAUGAAACCAUUGUGCAAACAUUCCAAGAGUGCUUAGUCUCUCCUCGCCGAGGACACCGUCACCUCCCCUGGGUUUAGUGCUGUGCUUUGAGCUGUCGGUGAGAGUUUUGGCUAAUCGGACUAGUUGGUAUAAAUGGUCGUGUAGCAGAAUGACUGAUUUUUUUGAGAUAGCAUUUCCUGUAAAAGUAAUUAAGCAUGGGUUGAUGGUGCACUUUGUAUCCAGUGAUCUGGCAUGCACGCUGGGAAACGACGUCCUCCACUUCAGAGGCACCACGAGCCUUUUUUAUCCAAUUGCUGGUUAUGUAAAAUACAUGCAGAAUGUUAAUGCAGUGUUGUUAUGGUAAAUGUGUGAACAGUGUUACUAAUUGAUAUAACUGAUAACAGAUUACAUGUGCCUGACAUUCUUAUACCACACAGUAUGUUUAGGUUUUAACUAAUAUGGACUUCGGUGGAAUAGUCUUAGAUAUUUCAAGCCUUUGUUUUACUUACACAAUGGUGCUCUAUUUGUGUUUUUCUCCUUUUUUUUUUUUUUUUUUAAAAAAAAAAAAAAAGAAUAAAAGCAUCUGAACACUUGUAGUACAUAUUACAUCCAAAGGAGUCCAAAACAAAAUGCUUCUAAACAUGCUUGAUUUUAAUUUGCCUUUAGUUUCCAGCAUUUCUCAUCAGCUAUGUUUUUGGGGUUGUUUUUUUUUUCACUUGUUGCUGACUACUUUGGAAAAACUUCGGUAAUGUUACCAAUUAUGAAGUGAUUCUGCACUGCCUUUGGAUUGUGUAUGUAUUCAGAAACAGUCUUAAAGCUUUUAUUUAAGCUAUUAAAAAAACCAGGGACUUGUGCCAUUUGUUCUUUAACAGUGCUGUUGUAAAAAGACUUCCCUGUGAAAAAAAAAUCACUUGCUAUGAACUCUGUUUAUAGCUUUUUUUUUUUUUCCACGAUGGAUCUUUUUCUUUGUAUUUGUACAGUGGCUCAGUGAAAGAUGUUGCCAUGAGUUGAUAUUGUAACCAAUAAACAAGUGCUUUUAACCAGA